AUGAGCUUCGAUAACCCCUCCUCCUUCGCGCAGUGGCAGUCUUCAAUUGCUUCGUCUACAGACAAACAACCUCAGUCUAGACCGCCCAAGCCAGCUCAAUCGCCUUGGGGACAGAAUCCGUUCGCCUCCAGCAUUAGGCGUGGACUCACCCCCCUUGCUACCUCGAACCUGACCUCGACUUCAGGCACGCGCAGGGAACAAACGCUCAGUGAAGCCGAACUCUACACUUCCUCAUCCUCUCCAGCCUCCGGUAAUUUUCCUCCUCUUGCCAGCUCACAACCUCGCUUUGGAUCGCGGCGAGGAACACCACCUGGCUCGUCGCACUCGAAUUCACCCAUCACUACGCUUCAAGCUGGCGCCCUUCAGCUGCAAGCCUAUCAACCGCGUUCUGUCACAUCCCCCAGAUCAAGAACAAUUACUUCGUCUCAGGCAUCAGCCACUGGCGCUGCUGGCACGUUUUCGCACUCAGGCCCUGGGGCCGGUGGUGGAGGAGUCUACAAUAGGAGUGGUGCAUAUUCUCCUUCUUUGACAGGGCCCGGCGUCGGCUCACCGACAGGCCUAAGCUUUGAGCGCUCUCCUAGUAUAUCCUCCAACGUCAGUUCUGCCGCGACUGGUCCCUCCUCACUCUCCAAGAUCUCAGCGACUCAGAUUCUCCUGCUGCUUGAUACUAUCAGUGAAAGAGAGGGAAAGGCAAAGUGGGACAGUAAGGCCGAAAAGAUUAGAAGACUACUUGAUUCGAACGGGAUGGAGGUCUUUGCACAAUUCUUCAGGCGCUCUGUCAUAUUGAACGCUGCCGCCAUUUUUUCAGGCGCCAAAGACUUUGAUCAGGGAAGCUACAAGCUUCUGCGGCAAGAGUUGGACAAAGUGCUUUGGGAUCCAGAGCAAGCCUACAAGAUCUCGGAGGCCAUUGACACGUCGAAAGAGGACUUGUUUCGAGACUUUGAUUUGGUGACUUUUGUGCAGCACUUUUUUGUCGAUACUCUGCCUCAGGUCAUCCUGGCGAUCGCCUUCACGAGAUGUGCACGCAGUGAUUUGAGGGCCAAGGCGGAGAAUUUCCUGGCAGACUUCGGCCAGAACUCUCUCCGUAUGCUUGCAGACAGCCGUGGAAAUGCACAGGCAUAUUCUGCUGAGAAUGUCUGCGCGGUCAUCGAAUAUUACGCCUUGGCGGCUGGGACGAGGUCCCAGCAACAAAAGAUUGACCUCUGGACGGCACUGUCUACCCGUUAUGCUGGUGUCAAACCCGAACAGUUCGCAGCUGCCCAUACAUCCUCCCAGCUCCUAGGUAUCGUCAACGACGCCCGAGAGUUAGCACGCGGGCUGCAGCGUCAUGGGCCUAGAUUGACCGCUUCCAAACAGGCCGCGCAAGAGUUUCUGGGUUCUUUGAACCCCACGACUGUCACCGAAGCCGAAGUAGCGAACGCCUUACUGUACCUCACGUUCACUCACAACCAGCAGUACGACUCGAGCAAUUUUGUUUCUGCUCUCCUGACAAAACAGCUGGACUGGAAUUUAGUCAUCCAAGGAUUCGAUAUUCCUGAUCUACGGUUACGCCGUAACCUUUUCCCCACGCUCUUCAAUGCCCUCCUACAAGUUGCAUUGGAGCAUCCGCAAUUUGACAUCCAGAAACUUUGGGGAGGUAGUUGGCAGAACUCCGACACUCAGAUCUCUUUUCUUUGGAGUUUCCUCGCCUGUCCCAAGGAGAUCCAACUGUCCAGGAUCCCUGGCUUCCGACCGAGUUUGUCAUUGGAAGACUUUCCCAAUCUGCCGGCCGAGAUGAGGAUGCAGCUCGAGGUCGAAAUGCAAGGCCCUUAUGCAUCUGCUGAUGCUUGGCAGGCAAUUGUUGAUGUGGUACUGGGGCUGGGGCAAGGCGCAACACCUGACGGCGAGGACCGCCUCGACAUAUUGAGUGAUGUCUACCAGAACCAUACUGCCACCUUCUUGUUGUUCCUCGCCGGCAUCGGUGCCAAACCUUGGACUCCGGAUCAAGAGAAGUUCAUCGCGGAGUCUUUCGGUCUGUUUCUCGAGAAACAGAGGCCAGAUUACGGCCCAGUUCUGGAAACACUCGCGUCACGAAACCCCCAGUUCCUCUUUGACCUCUGUCACCUGGUCUUCCAGCUCGACCCACGGCAGACAGAAGUUGUGUAUGAGCGAGCCGAAGAAUUUGGCUGGACCGAGGAUUUCCUCAAGCAUUGGUCGAAUCCUCUGGCCCUUGACGUCGCUUGCAUUCGGCACAAAGUCCAACCGGGAUUCGACUUGGACAGAUACAUCUCCGACGCUGGAGACGGUCAGUCAAACCUGGGAAUGAUUCUCUGUAAAUACUUGCGCAUCAAGGCCGAUGACGAAUUCCGUGUCCAGCGCGGCGAAUCCCCCCCACAGUCCAUACCCCUCAGUUUACGGACUGUACAUACCCUUCUCGAGAAGCUAGAGGAUCACCUCGACAAUCGUGAACUAGUCGAGGCUGCACAGACUACUUGCCUGCAGACAUACCCGCGACUGAUGAACUACGGCGCCGGAUUUGAUGAUGUUCUAGAAAAGAGCAGCGAAGAGAAAGGGAAUAAGCUGCCCGAAGCCAUUGACAAGCAGAUGUCAGAACUGUUUGGUCGAAUGUAUCGUUCGGAACUGUCGAUCCGCGACAUGGUCAAUGAGAUGCGAAGGUACAAGACCUCAAGAGAUCCGGACCAACAAGAUCUUUUCUGCUGCAUCGUCCAUGGCUUAUUCGAUGAAUACGUGUGCUAUUACGAAUAUCCAGAAGAUGCUUUGGAGAAGACAGCACUCCUUUUUGGCAGCAUCAUCAAGUACAAACUGUUGCCUUCUAUCCCUCGGGACUUUGGCCUUGCCCUCAUUCUCCGAGCCGUCCGUGAGAACGAGCCUGACAGCCUGAUGCACCGGUUUGGCGUUGAGGCGCUGCUGCAGAUCAGCGAUCAAUUAGCCGAAUGGCCAGGACUUUGCAGUCUUCUGUUACAGGAACCUUCGCUCCAACACCCCGAAAUUCUGCAGCGGGCAGAGGAAGGCCUACGAGCUCAGCAAGCCGCCAGCAACACCCCCGGCACCAACGGGGUUGGGAAUGCUGUAACGGCAAAUGGCGAAGAACAUGCGAAAGCCGACACAGGCCGUGGGUUCCGAGCAUUACACGCCGACCCUCCUCCUCUUAGUGCUCAUUUCAGAGAUCCAGAUCAGAAGGUGCAAGAGAAGAUCCUCUUUGUCAUUAACAAUCUCUCUAAGGACAACAUGUCUAGCAAGUUGGCUACGUUGAAGGAGUCCUUUAGCCCGGAGCACUAUCAGUGGUUUGCCUCAUAUCUGGUGGAACAGCGCGCCAGGCUGGAACCCAAUAAUCAGGAGAUGUACUUCCAGCUCGUCAACAUGCUGAACGACAAUCUUCUCAUGUCGGAGAUCAUACGAGAGACGUAUGUCAGUAUCGUCAAAAUGAUGAGUGCUGAGUCGACGAUCAGUUCUGCUACAGAGAGAAGCCAUCUGAAAAAUCUUGGCGGCUGGCUUGGGUCCUUGACGCUGGCGCAAGACAAGCCGAUCAAACACCGAAAUGUCUACUUUGUCGACCUGCUGGUAGAAGGUUACGAAACCCAGAGAUUGAUACUGGUCAUCCCCUUCACCUGCAAAGUCCUCGCCCAGGGCGCCGAUUCCAUGGUGUUCAAACCUCCGAAUCCCUGGCUGAUGGAGAUCAUUCAUGUGUUGGUCGAACUGUACCAUUUCGCCGAGCUCAAGCUCAACCUCAAAUUUGAGAUCGAAGUCCUUUGCAAGGACCUUAAGCUCGACUUCAAAAAGCUUGAGCCUGCAACAGUCAUUCGGGAUCGGCCACAGACGGACGACGAAAUGACAAAUGUUUCAGCGCUGCCUGAUGGUCUGGAAACAUUCGAUGAGAUGUCUUUGAAUGGUGCGAUCACGCGAGGCGUCCGCGAGCGUCUUACAGCGCCGGAGAUCAUGGCAACACUGCCGAAUCUAGAGGAAGUGCUCAAGUACCCCCCUGCGUCCGGCUCACCCGUAGACCAAGCUAUGGUCAAGAAUAUUAUCUACCGCGCCUUCGACCAAGCCAUUCAGGAGAUCAUUGCUCCAGUCGUUGAGCGGUCCAUCACCAUUGCCUCGAUAUCGACUAAGGAACUGGUGGCAAAAGAUUAUGCGCUAGAGCCUGAUACCGAAAAGUACCGUACCGCCGCUAUUCAGAUGGUCAAGUCGCUGGCUGGUAGUCUCGCGCUCGUGACAUGCAAAGAGCCACUUCGACUGAGUAUUUCCAACUAUAUUCGCCGACCUGUUCAGGAUGACCUGCCCGAGCAUCUUCUUCCAGAAGGCGCGAUCCUGAUGUGCGUCAAUGACAACUUGGACAUUGCUUGUUCGUUCGUUGAACAAGCUGCUGAACAGCAUGCAAUUCCCGAGAUCGAACGGGCGAUUGAGGCCGACCUCGAAGAGCGUCGGCGCUUCAAUGCGGAAGGAGGACAUAGAGAGUUCAUUCCAUCAGGGACCAAUCGUUGGUCUGCUUGGAUCCCAGAGCCGUACAAACAGACCGUGGGUGGCCUGAACGAUGCCCAGCGUGCAGUUUAUGAGGAAUUUGACCGUCGUGUUCAUGGAAUGAAUGCGAAUUAUGUUUCUAACAGCGUGACUGAUACCGCUGGGCGCCAGCUACCCGACAUCUUGCAAGAGUCUUUGGCGAUGCCAAAUCUGUCUACCCCCGCCGAUCAGCCCUCACUUCCCCAUCAAAGUCCAUUGGUCCAGCAGGAAAAUCGCAUGCUCUCAGCGAUGCAGCAAUCCCGUACCAAUGGGUUUCCUGAGACACUGCCACCACAUGAACGCAUUUCUGUCCUCAUUGAGGACAUUCAAAAGGCGGCAAGGGCAUCGCAGGCCAAGCGUCUCAAAGAUUUGGAGAAGAACAGCUCUAUUUUCCAGGAUUUCAGGCAGAUCCUCAUUGUCCUGACGUCCUCUACUCGCCCCGCGGCCGACCUUCUAGCCAGGCAAAUCGCCGAGAAGAUUUGCAAUAUCUUUGUGUCGAAACCUCCCCAAGGUCCGCUUGAAGCCGAGGUUUUGGCAUUCUUGCUUUCCAAACUAUGUCAAUUGUCCGAGCUCAUCAUUCGGGAUGUUUUGAGAUGGAUGACUGCAAACGAGGACUUGUUGUUGGCAAGCUCUAACGUGGUGGUGGCACUAGUCACCGUCGGUUUAAUGGAGUUUGCCAGGGUCGAUGUCGCCAUUGCUUCAAUGUUGAUGAGCAGAAAUACCCAUGGGCUUCAGGUCCUUGCGGACAUGUUGGAUCAGACACUCUUUAUCGAUGAGCCAACAGCUCUGAGGGCCGAUUUUGCAAACAGUUUGAUUGCAAUGUCGGCGUGGCUGAAAGAGAAGCCUGACCUCCCCAUCGCUUCAGAACUCGGUCAGAAACUAAGCGCCCACGGCAUUCCUCAGCUCGUUAGCGUCGAGGUUAGUGACAAGGCCAAAGUCAAGCAGGAGCAAAUGCAUUACAUCUUCGACGAAUGGGUGGGCAUCUUCGAAAACAUCGGCGCCAAUGAAGGGACAUGUGCUGCAUUCCUCAGGGAGUUGCAUAAAGAUCAGACAAUCAACAGCACCGAAGAUCUAACCGAGUUUCUACGACUGUGCGUGGAUGCAUGCAUCGAGUGCUAUGACCGGGAGGCGCAAAGUGUUCGCGGCAGUGUCGAUGUUGCAUUCUCGCAAGUAGAUGCCCUGGCUCGCCUGGUGAUCAUGCUGGUCAAAUUCCAGGCAGACACGAACGGUGCAGCCCGACUCAGCAGAGCCGCAUACCUGGACACUGUCCUGACAAUCCUCGUCCUCAUCCUAAACCACCACCAGAACAUGCGAGGUGUGGGUUUCCACCAGAGACUAUUCAAUCGGCUGUUCGCCAAUAUCCUAUACGAGUACUCGGCGGCCCGGCUGGACGACACCGCAGACCACGCAGCAUUGAUGCUCGCUUUCGCCCAAUGCUUCAAAUCCCUCCAGCCGUCGUGGUUCCCCAGCUUUACCUAUGGCUGGUACAGUCUGAUUGUCCAUCGAGUCUUCGUCUCCGGCAUGCUCAGACCGAACAAUCAUGCCGGUUGGAACGCCUAUCAAGAGCUUGUCGGUCUAAUGCUCCUCUAUAUUUCAGAGUUGUCUAAGACAGAGGGCCUCGACCUCUUGAAUCUCGACCUGUACAAGGGCACACUAAGAAACGUCUUGGUCUUGCUGCAUGAUUACCCUGAAUUCCUUUGCGAAAACCACUCAUAUUUCUGCUCACGCAUCUCCUACAGAAUUCCGCAGCUAAGGAACCUGAUCCUGACGGCCAAGCCCUCGGCGUAUCAUGAUCUUCCUGACCCGAUGACACCAGGUUUGAAAAUUGAGCGCCUGGACGAGAUGAAGAGACAUCCGAUUUUGGCGCAUGAUUAUGACAUACCCCUUGAACGUGAGCAGCUCAAGGAUAUCAUUGCCGAAGUCCUGCACAAGACCGUUGAUGUGGAAGUGGCCUUGAAAGUGAUCAAUGCAGCUCUGCAAGCCGAGCAACCUCAAUCAUCGGCACUGGCUCCGAUCAAGAGCAUCGAGUUCAUCAACGCCCUGGUGCCGUACGUGGGCCAGGACGCCCUCAAUAGCUCUCCCGGGCGAUUCGAGCCCAGCUCGACGCAGGUUGUGCUCCUGACAAAGCUUGCCGCCAGUCUAUCGUUGGAGAAUCGGUACUUGCUUAUCAACGCGAUCGCGGAUCAGGUUCGCUACCCUAACUCGCAUACCGACUUCUUCUGCAAGCUUAUGCUUCAUUUAUGGGGCUUGGGAACGAUGGACGAGCAGCAACGGGAGGUUCGAGAACAGAUCUGUCGAGUUGUUUACGAACGGCUCACGGUUGCUCGACCACAUGUUUGGGGCAUGACAAUUCUAUUCCUCGAGUUGCAGCAGAAUGCAACGUACGGGUUUUGGGAGAGCGUGGCGCCCGACUCGAACAUACAGCAACGUCUCCAACAAGCCAUGAGGGCAUCUCAUUAG
Capronia epimyces CBS 606.96 is the source of this 6957-nucleotide messenger RNA. RefSeq lists its product as uncharacterized. The record is from RefSeq and is a predicted model, not a curated record. Lineage: Eukaryota; Fungi; Ascomycota; Eurotiomycetes; Chaetothyriales; Herpotrichiellaceae. Gene Ontology annotation, biological process: nuclear-transcribed mRNA catabolic process, deadenylation-dependent decay. Gene Ontology annotation, cellular component: CCR4-NOT core complex; P-body. Bases 1 to 6957 code for a protein of 2318 amino acids. Gene Ontology annotation, molecular function: molecular adaptor activity. The transcript has a single exon.